This is a messenger RNA of Durio zibethinus, 1531 nucleotides long. RefSeq names its product alpha/beta-Hydrolases superfamily protein. NCBI's taxonomy places the organism in Eukaryota, Viridiplantae, Streptophyta, Magnoliopsida, Malvales, Malvaceae. Gene Ontology annotation, molecular function: catalytic activity. The record is from RefSeq and is a predicted model, not a curated record.
ACCAACAAUGCUCACCCUCACCGCCACCACCUCCGCACCAACCUUGUUCCCUAAAUGCAAAACCCAACGGCGGCGAUUCACCGUUCUGGCAGCGGAUGAUAAGUUCCCUUCGUUUCUACCAAAACAAAUGGAACAAAUCAAAGACCCGUUUGCUCGAAAACUUGCCAAUCGAAUCGAGAGACUGCCCGUUAAUGUUAGCUUCUCUGAAAAUAGCAUUAUGAGUAGUUGUGUGAAGCCAUUGGUUCAGAGCAAGCAAAAUCCAGUGGUUCUCCUUCAUGGCUUUGACAGUUCUUGUUUAGAAUGGAGAUACACGUUUCCAUUGCUUGAAGAGGCUGGUUUAGAAACUUGGGUUGUUGACAUUCUUGGUUGGGGUUUCUCUAAUUUAGAAAGACUUCCAUCAUGUGAUGUGGAAUCUAAGCGCCAGCAUUUCUACCAGCUUUGGAAGUCGUACAUCAAAAGGCCCAUGACAUUGGUUGGACCAAGUCUGGGUGCUGCUGUUGCAGUUGAUUUUGCAGUCAACCACCCCGAAGCCGUUGAAAAUCUUGUUUUGAUCGAUGCAAGUGUAUAUGCAGAAGGCACGGGAAACCUAGCAAAGUUACCCCGAGCAGCUGCCUAUGCUGGGGUAUCUCUAUUGAAGAGCUUCCCACUACGCUUAUAUACAAUAUUUUUGGCAUUCAAGGGAGUAUCAUUCAGCACCAGCUUAGAUUGGACUAAUAUUGGUAGAUUACAUUGCCUAUAUCCUUGGUGGGAGGAUGCAACUGUGAAUUUUAUGAUUAGUGGUGGUUACAAUGUCAGCAGACAGAUCGAUCAGGUGAAGCAGAAGACACUUAUAAUAUGGGGUGAGGAUGACCAGAUUGUUAGCAACAAGCUAGCAGUGAGAUUGCAUUGUGAACUGCCAAACGCAAUUAUUCGCCAGAUACCCAAUUGUGGCCACCUUCCUCACGUGGAAAAGCCUGAUUCUGUUGCCAGAUUAAUCUUGGAAUUUAUGCAGGAUUACUGCCAGAAAAAGGCUCAGUUUGUCCCUAUGAAAUGAAGUGGUCCGAAUGCCAACAGAGGUUGGUUGAAUUGGUAAGGCUCGAAUACUUCGCUUGUAAGGCCUAGGUUUGAGUGUUACUACUGGCCGUCCUCUUUGGUGGAUGAUCUGUAAAUUUAAUGUAGAUCAAUGUAGAUCUCUGAGGUCUGCUGUUUGUCUUGACAUUGGAAUGCAGAAGCCUCCUCUUACCCCAAACUUUCUUCCAUAGGAAAAAAAUUAUUAUGGUCAGAAUAUUUAUUUAAUAAGAGAAAUUUUUUAUCCUGUAAAGGGAUAUAGUACUGAUUUCAUUGAUUGUAAUUCAUAGCAGCAAGUGACCCAUCCAACAUUUGUCACUUUGUCAUAUGAAAACAAAGAUGCAACAUAUCUAGAUUUCAACUGGCUAUGAGAAGGCAUAUCUCGAAACGCUUGAUAUGUUAAUCACAAUGAUCAUCUUCGUUUCUACUUGUUGUGUUUGGCGAAAUUUAGUGCGAUUCCAUUAAUGUUAGGAGCUAUCCAUAG